CCGGCGCGCCGCGCGCAGGGGAUGCGAGCGGCAGGGAGCCGCCGCGCCGCCGCGCCCGGAGAACGCGAGCGCUGGUGACCUCAGCCGGAGGAGAGCCAGGAGACGGAGGCCGCGAGCCCCGCGGGGAUCCUCGGGGCCGGGGUGCGGGGGACGGCGGCGGCGCGGGAGUGCGGGGCGCACACCGGGCGGGGCUGGCGGACAGUGAUGAGCGGGCGCGCGGGGAGGCUGCACGCCGCCGCCGCCCGGAGCAUCCGCCGCCUGAGCUGCUGCUCGCGGCCCGGGCCCCGGCCAUGGAGACGCUGAAUGGCCCCGCGGCCGGCGGCGCCCCGGAUGCGAAGCCACAGCCGCCCGGCCAGCACCACCGCCACCACCACCUCCACCCGCUGGCCGAGCGGAGGCGGCUGCACCGCGCGCCCUCGCCCGCCAGGCCAUUUCUCAAGGACUUGCACGGCCGGCCCGCGGCCCCCGGCCCGGCCCCGGCCGCCCCUUCCUCGGGCCGAGCCCCGGCGCCCGCCGCUCCGCGCUCGCCCAGCCUCGCGGGCAAGGCGCCGCCCUCGCCGGGGCCCCCGGCCGCGCCCGGCCGCCUCUCCCGGCGCAGCGGCGGCGCCCCCGGCGCGAAGGACAAGCCGCCGCCGGGCGCCGGGGCCAGAGCAGCGGGCGGCGCCAAGGCCGCUCCGGGCCCCAGGAGGGCGGCGCGCGCGGCGCCCGCCGAGCCGCUGCCCCGGGUCGGGAAGCCGCCGCCCGGGGCCGAGCCGCCGCCCGCCGCUGCCAAGGGCCGCAAAGCCAAACGCGGCUCCGGGGUGGUCCCCGCCCGCGCCUCCGGGCCCCGGGUACCCAUCGUCCCCGUCCCCGCCGUGAUCCUCGCCGUGACCUCCGCGACCGGCUCCCCGGCCCCCGGCUCGCGCAUCAGCCACACCGACAGCAGCUCCGACCUCUCCGACUGUCCCUCGGACCCCCUGUCUGACGAGCAGCGCCUGAUCCCCGCCGCCAGCAGCGACGCCGAGUCCGGCACGGGCUCCAGCGACCGGGAACCCCUGCGGGGAGCCCCCACGACAAGCCCCGCGGCUCGGGGGGUGCCGCCGGGCAGCCCGGAGCCCCCAGUGCUCCUCGCCGCGCCCCCCGCCGCCUGCCUUGGGGGUCGGAGCAGCCCGAGCGGGGUCCCCGCGGGGUCCCCGGGGCCCGGCGUGGCGGAGGAUGCAGGGGGGUGCGUUCCUCCGGAGCGAACGGUCCCCGGGAACCCCAAGGAGCACGGCCCGGGCGAGCAGCCCCGGCUGGUACCGGCGGCGGAGGAGGAGGAGCUGCUGCGGGAGAUGGAGGAGCUGCGCUCGGAGAACGACUAUCUCAAGGAUGAGUUGGAUGAACUCCGUGCUGAAAUGGAAGAGAUGAGAGACAGUUACUUAGAGGAAGAUGUUUACCAGCUGCAGGAGCUUCGGCGGGAACUGGACCGCGCCAAUAAAAACUGCCGAAUCCUGCAGUACCGCCUCAGGAAGGCUGAGCAGAAGAGCCUGAAGGUGGCAGAGACCGGGCAGGUGGAUGGCGAGCUCAUCCGAAGUCUGGAGCAGGACUUAAAGGUGGCCAAAGAUGUGUCGGUCAGGUUGCACCAUGAACUUGAAACUGUGGAGGAAAAGAGAGCUAAAGCUGAAGAUGAGAAUGAAACUCUCCGACAGCAGAUGAUUGAAGUGGAAAUAUCCAAACAGGCCCUCCAAAACGAGCUGGAGAGACUGAAGGAGAGUUCCCUGAAGAGAAGAGGCAGCCGGGAAAUGUACAAAGAGAAGAAAGCCUUCACUCAGAGCGGUGGAACGGAGCGCCUUGGGAACUGCAGGUCCGCAGCCAGAACUCAGAGGAAACUGGCGCCCCGGCGCAAGGAUGACAGUGCCGACCUGAGGUGCCAGCUCCAGUUUGCCAAAGAGGAGGGCUCGCUGAUGCUCAGGAAGAUGGCCAGGCUGGGGCGGGAGAAGGACGGGCUGGAGCAGGAGCUGCAGAGGUACAAAGCCCUCUACGGGGACGUGGACAGCCCCCUCCCCACAGGGGAGGCCGGCGGGCCGCCCAGCACUCGGGAGGCCGAGCUGAAGCUGCGGCUAAAGCUGGUAGAGGAGGAAGCCAGCAUCUUGGGCCGGAAGAUCGUGGAGCUGGAGGUGGAGAACCGGGGCCUCAAGGCGGAGAUGGAGGACCUGCGGGGCCAGCACGAGCGAGACACCGCGGGCCGGGAGCCCCUGCCCGGCGUUCCGACCUCGCCCUUUGGGGACUCCCUGGAGUCCUCCGCAGAGCUGCGCCGGCACCUGCAGUUCGUGGAGGAGGAGGCGGAGCUGCUGCGGAGGUCCAUCUCCGAGAUCGAGGACCACAACCGACAGCUGACCCACGAGCUGAGCAAGUUCAAGUUCGAGCCGCGGCCGGAGCCCGCGUGGCUGGCGGGGGGCGCGGGCGGCGGGGCGCCCCUGCAGGACGAGCUCCAAGCGGCGCGGCUGCAGAUCAGCGAGCUGAGCGGGAAGGUGCUGACGCUGCAGCAUGAGAACCAAGCACUGCUGUUGGGCGCCCCACGCUGUGACCCGGCCGCACCCACGGGCCCGCGCGCCCCAAGCCCCCGCGACAGCGACGCUGACAGCGACGCGGGCAAGAAAGAGAGUGACGGGGAGGACGGCCGCGCGCUGCAGCCCCGGCGGGAGGGCCCCAUCGGCGGCGAGAGCGACUCGGAGGAGACCUUCGAGAAGACGUCGGGCUUCGGCAGCGGGAGGCCGUCGGAGGCUGGUGAGUGCCCGGCGGAGCUGCUCCACGCUCGGGAGGACUCGGAGCGCCUGGCGAGCAUCAGGCACGAGGCCGAGCGGCUGGAGCGGACCGUGGAGCGCAUCAUCAACGACACCGACGGCUUCACGGACGCAGCGCUGCAGGGCGGUGGGGCCUCGUCGGGAGCCGGCGCCAAGGAGGAGCCCCAGCUGCUGGGGACCCUCAAUGCGAGGAUGAAGGCCUUCAGGAAGGAGCUCCAGGCCUUCCUGGAGCAGGUGGAGCGGCUGGGGGAGGGCCUGUCCCCUCUGCCCCACCUCACCGAGUCUUCCAGCUUCCUGUCCUCUGUGACCUCCGUGUCCCGGGACUCCCCCGUCGGGAACCUGGGGAAGGAGCUGGGCCCGGACCUGCAGUCCAAACUGAGAGAUCAGCUGGAGUGGCAGCCCGGGCAGGAGCGAGGGGAGGAGCGGGGGCCCCUGCAUCUCCGAGCCACACGGGAGCUGCACCGUCGAGCCGACGGGGACGCGGGGAGCUGCCGGCCCGGAGCCCAGAGCUGCUUCAACCUGGAGAUGGAGGAGGAGCACCUGUGUGCCUUGCGGCGGCGGGAGCUGGAGGUGCACAGCCUGGCCCUGCAGAACUCGCUGCACGAGCAGACCUGGAGUGACGAGAGGCUCUUGAUGCAGCAGGAGCUGUGCUCCCUGAAGCAGAACAUCUUCCUUUUCUACGUCAAACUCAGGUGGCUGCUGAAACACUGGCGGCAAGGGAAGCAGACGGAGGAGGACGCGGAGGAUUUCACGGAGAGUGAGCUUCCAGAGACCUUCCACAGGCUUGGGGAGCCUGGCGUUCAGGAGGAUGCAAAGGUGGACGGUCCAGACCAAGAUGACGACGGUCCAGGCUGUGGCUUUUCCCUGGGGGAGCAUCCUCCACAGUUUGGUGUGCAGAUCGGUGACCAUGGACCACGGCUGCAGCCCACAGACGGGGGACAGCUCCACAGGCAGGUGGCAGAGAACCAGCCGCUGUUCUGCGCGCUCAAGGCGCUGCUGGAGGAGCUGCGUGUGGAGCUGUGGGAGGACGAACGUGCACGGCGGCGGCUGCAGCAACAAUAUGCCGGUGACAAGGCCUCCUGGGAUGUGGAGUGGGCCGCGCUCACGUGCCGCCUGGAGCAGCUGGAAGCGAAGACUGAGAAAAGCUUGGGAGACCCAGGCUCCUCUGCUGACAGCAAAGGGGUGUUCAGGAAGGAGAGGGAGGCACAGCAGAAGCUCCUGGCCGACAGUCAUGGGCUAGUCAUGGACCUGCGAUGGCAGAUCCACCACAGCGAGAAGAACUGGAACCGGGAGAAGGUAGAGCUUCUCGACCGCCUGGACCGGGAGCGGCAGGAGUGGGGGCGGCAGGAGAAGGAGCUCCUGUGGAGAAUUGAACAGUUGCAGAAAGAAAACAGUCCCCGGAGAGGUGGCAGUUUCCUCUGUGAUCAAAAGGAAGACGAUGUCCGCCCCUGUGCCCACACGGGGAGCCCCUGGGCCCCCCACCCCACGGGGAUGUGGCCCUGCAUGGACACCGACUCCAGCACGUUCGAGGACCAGCCGCUGUCCAAGCUGAAGGAAUCGGACAGGUGCUCGGCCCGGGAGAACCUCUACUUGGACGCCCUGUCCUUGGACGACGAGCCAGAGGAGCCUCCAGACCGCAAGCCCGAGAGGGAGUUCAGGAACUGCUUCCCCGAGGAAGAAGAAAAUCACAAGGGAAAUCUUCAAAGGGCCGUGUCCGUGUCAUCCAUGUCUGAGUUCCAGCGCCUGAUGGAUGGCUCUCCCUUCCUGCCAGAGAAGGGCCUGCCCGCCACCAGCAGCAAGGAGGACGUCACCCCGCCCCUGUCCCCAGAUGACCUCAAGUACAUCGAGGAGUUCAACAGCAAGAGCUGGGACGACAGGCCCCCAGACCCCUGGGCAGACAGGACCGAGGCGGGUCGGGCGAGCUCCGAGGCCAGCACCGACCCUUUCUCCGACUCCUCCUGGUACCUCACCACAAGCAUCACCCUGACCACGGACACCGUGACCAGCCCGGAGCACUGCCAGAAGCAGCUCCCGCGGAGCCUUGUCUGCGCCGAGCAGGCCGGGGUGAGGAUGCUGCACAGCCCGCCCGCCAUCCGGAGGCUGGAUGGCACCCUGGUGGCAGGCGGUGAGGGCAGGGCCCGAGGGGGCCCGGGGGGCGCCAAGGGGGGCUCUUCUGAACACAUUCUUAGCAGGUGGCCCUGUGCCCCCUCCAAGCACCCCCGAGACUACACGGAGGGUGGGCUCUGGCCCCUCGACAGCACCCUCGGUUUCUCCUCCCCGCUGCACAGCCUGGAGAUGUCCAAGAACCUGAGUGAUGACAUGAAGGAGGUGGCCUUCUCCGUCAGCGCCGUCUGCUCCAGCCCCGGGGAGCCUCUGGUCAAGGACACGGCCUGCCAGACCAAUGGGUCCCGGACGACAGGGACGCAGACCAUCCAGACCAUCAGCAUCGGCCUGCAGACCGAAGCCCUGCGGGGCAGCACCGUCACCAGCAGCCCCCACAAGUGUCUCACGCCCAAGGCGGGGGGUGGCACCACGCCCGUGUCCUCUCCCUCCCGCGGCCUCAGGAACAGGCAGGUGGCCCCCGCCAUCGAGAAGGUGCAGGCCAAGUUUGAACGCACAUGCUGCUCCCCGAAGUACGGGUCUCCCAAGCUGCAGAGGAAGCCCCUCCCCAGAGUGGACCAGCCAAGCAGCAGGACCUCCCCGGGGCUGGCCCCGAAGGGCUGCGGCGAGUCAGCCUGGGCCCGUUCUACCACCACUCGGGAGAGCCCUGUGCACACCGCCAUCAACGACGGCCUCUCCAGCCUCUUCAGCAUCAUCGACCACAGCCCUAUGGUGCAGGACCCCUUCCAGAAGGGGGUGCGGGCCGCCAGUCGGUCUCGUUCGGCAGAGCCCCUGCCGGAGCUGGGCCCAGGCCAGGACACAAGCCCCAGCUCCCGAGGCCGGUCGCCCAGCCCGGUCGGGGGUGGCUCCGAGACGUGCAGGGAGGAAGGGGGAGAGGGCACACCCGCGAGGCAGGACCUGUCCGCUCCCCCCGGCUACACGCUCACAGAGAACGUCGCCCGGAUCCUCCACCGGAAGCUGUUGGAACACGCCUUAAAGGAGGAGCGGAGGCAGGCCGCCCACGGCACCCCCAGUCUCAGCAGCAGCGGCCCCGUGGGAGAAAUGACGGUCAGAGCCGAGCCAGGGUCCAUCGAGGAACUCCCUUGUUCUGCACUAGCUCCAUCCUUAGAACCCUGCUUCUCCAGGCCCGAGAGACCAGCAAACCGUCGCCCUCCGUCCCGUUGGGCCCCACAUUCCCCCACUGCCUCACCGGCUCCGUCACCCGGAGACCCGACCUCCUUGGAGGAGGAGGCUGCCCGGGGAGAAGCCACACCUGUGAUGCAGGCUCGCAUGGAUUAUCUGGAAUAAUUCACUGUAAUUGCAUAACCACACCGUCAUCAUCAACCGAACUCUGCCCCAAAAGGAGAGAUCUGGUUUUCCCAAGGUCAAAGAAUGUUUUUUUUAAAAAAAAUAACACAGCUGCUGAAUGUUCAACCUGUGAAUCUGAGAUGUUUCUAGAAUGAAACAGUAAACGUGCCUGUAAGAACUUAAUUUUUUUCAUAGCUCAGAAAACUAUUUUUGGUCUCCAUCUUUUUUAUAUUAAACAAAAAAAAGGUAAAUAAGAUAUAAAUUUAAAAACAAAAAGUUUUUAAGAGAUUCUGAACACCCUCGCGCGCGAUACUGACUGCCUCACUGUUAAAUUUGCACUGUUAACAUUUGGUUUGGUUUAUUUCCACGUUGAAUUAGAGUGUUUUAAGUUAAUUUUAUUUUGUCAGUGUUCUUGUUUUUUAAGAAUUUUUGAAAUGCUUCAGACUGUAUGAUUCAGUGAACUUUUUGUAAUGAAAAAACCAUGAAGCCAGCCAGUAGACAAGGCAGAUCUCCUAUAUCCUUGAGGGGAUAGAUGGCAGCAUUCUGGAAAGGUAGAGAGGCCUCAGCCGGGUUGUCCAGACCUGCUGUAUAAUCCACAUAUUCUUCUCGACCUGCACGUCUCUGGGUUCGAAGCACUGGGGUGCAUGUACAUACCGCUGCUGUGGUCUCGCCCCGCCUAUGUGUGAGCCCUCUGUCCCACUGUGAUACAGUGUGAACCCCCUCGUACUGUACUGUCGUUGUCUUCUUGCAUUGAUGAUACAACAGCGAUGGCAUUUUAAAAUUAUUGUUAAACAGGCAAUACAGUGUUUACUCCAAAUUUCCUUGUUUAAGGAAAAACACUACAAAAAGUCCUGAGGAUACCAAAUGGAAAGAGAGAGGGUGGUGCCUCGGAGUCUGUAUGAGACGAUGAUGGAGAAGAAAUAAAGCCUUUACAAGACGG
Molecule: messenger RNA, 7110 nt
Organism: Balaenoptera ricei (Rice's whale)
Lineage: Eukaryota; Metazoa; Chordata; Mammalia; Artiodactyla; Balaenopteridae
Gene: MTCL1
Product: microtubule crosslinking factor 1
Exons: 15
Coding region: 291-6170 (1959 amino acids)
Biological process (GO): establishment or maintenance of epithelial cell apical/basal polarity; microtubule bundle formation; regulation of autophagy
Cellular component (GO): microtubule bundle; apicolateral plasma membrane; spindle pole
Molecular function (GO): microtubule binding
Source: RefSeq, a predicted model, not a curated record